AUGGGAAUAAAAGACUUGGCAAAAGUAAUUGCUGAUCAUUGUCCUAAAGCUUUAAAAACAGCGGAAAUGAAAGCUUAUUUUGGGCGUAAAAUUGCUAUUGAUGCUUCAAUGAGUUUAUAUCAAUUUUUAAUUGCUGUUAGACAAGAUGGAGCUGUUCUUACUUCAGCUGAUGGAGAAACAACUAGCCAUUUAAAUGGAUUAUUUUACCGAACAAUUCGAAUGAUGGAAAAUGGCGUAAAGCCCGUUUAUGUUUUUGAUGGAAAACCUCCAGAACUUAAAUCUGAUGAAUUAGAUAAACGUUCAGAAAAACGUGCUGAAGCAACACAACAAUUAGCGGAAGCAACAGAAAAGGGAGAUACUGAAGCUAUGGAUAAAUAUAAUCGACGUUUAGUUAAGGUAACUAGUGAACACACUGAUGAUUGCAAAAAAUUACUCAAUUUAAUGGGCGUUCCAGUUGUUGAAGCUCCUUGUGAAGCAGAAGCUCAAUGUGCAGAGCUUGUUCGUAAAGGGGUUGUUUAUGCUACUGCAACAGAAGAUAUGGAUGCGUUAACGUUUGGUUCUGAAGUACUUGUUCGACAUAUGACUUUUAGUGAAGCAAAAAAGAUGCCUAUAAAAGAAUUUUCUUUGGAGAAAGUUUUACAAGGUUUGGGCAUAACAUAUGACCAGUUUAUUGAUCUAUGUAUUCUGCUUGGUUGUGAUUAUUGUGGAAAUAUUAAAGGAAUUGGUCCCAAAAAAUCAGUGGAAUUAAUUAAACAAUAUGGAUCUAUUGAGGAAAUUCUUCAAAAUAUUGACCAUAAAAAAUUUCCACCCCCAACAGGAUGGAAGUACAAAGAAGCAAGAAGUCUCUUUUUGCAGCCAAAUGUAGAGGACGGAAAUAAAUUUGAAUUGAAGUGGACAGAACCAAAAGUACAGGAAAUUAUUGAUUAUAUGUGUGGACAAAAAGGAUUUAGUGAGGAUAGAAUCCGUUCUGGCCUUGACCGUUUAAAAAAAAGUCGACGAACUGCCCAACAAGGUCGUAUAGAUGCAUUCUUCGCACCAAUUCCUGUAAAUGUUGAAAAAGUUGAGAAAAACAACAAAGGAAAGAAAGAAAUUGUUGAAGAUAAGAAAGAGCAAAAGCCGGCAAAGAAGCGAAGAAUAAUUAUUGAAGACGAUGAAGAAGAGGAAGAUGAAAAGGUGGAGGAAAAGGAGGAAGAAAAUGAAAACAGUGAAGAGGACGACGACAAAAAUGAUGAGGAGGAUCAAUUAAAAGAUCAACAACAACAAAUUGGGGGCGGAACAGAAAAAACAAAAAAUGCAAAGUCUUCGCUGAAGGUCCUUGCUGCUUCUAAAAACCCAAACAAAAAGGCGAACACUAAAAAGAUGACUAAAAAAUUUAAAGCUCAAAAAAUUAAUUGA
Molecule: messenger RNA, 1395 nt
Organism: Meloidogyne enterolobii
Lineage: Eukaryota; Metazoa; Nematoda; Chromadorea; Rhabditida; Meloidogynidae
Source: the annotation of a GenBank genome assembly